Molecule: messenger RNA, 2170 nt
Organism: Rhopilema esculentum
Lineage: Eukaryota; Metazoa; Cnidaria; Scyphozoa; Rhizostomeae; Rhizostomatidae
Product: dihydrolipoyl dehydrogenase, mitochondrial
Biological process (GO): pyruvate metabolic process; 2-oxoglutarate metabolic process
Cellular component (GO): oxoglutarate dehydrogenase complex; mitochondrion
Molecular function (GO): flavin adenine dinucleotide binding; dihydrolipoyl dehydrogenase (NADH) activity
Source: RefSeq, a predicted model, not a curated record
AUUGCUACAUCGAGGCCCGGCCCCAAAGAGCCUCUCUUUACCACGAAUCACAGAAAGCAAGCAAACGCAAGGCCAGCAUCGGAGAGGAAAAGCCUUUAAUGCUCCAAGAUGCAAGCUGUUUAUUGCUGCGGAAGGGCCCUUGUCGGUAAUUCCAAGAAGACAUUUCAAUAUGGUUUGAAGUCAAAUAUUUCAAUCAGAUCAAUUUUUCAUGCAAAAAAGUAUUCAACAAUUCCAGAUGACACAGAUUUAGUUGUAAUUGGCUCUGGGCCAGGUGGUUAUGUUGCAGCCAUCAAAGCAGCACAACUUGGAAUGAAGACUGUUUGUGUUGAGAAAAAUGACACACUUGGUGGAACUUGUUUAAAUGUUGGGUGUAUCCCUUCUAAGGCUCUUCUGAAUAAUUCCCAUCUUUACCACUUGGCAAUGACAAAUGAUUUUGAGAACAGGGGAAUCAUGAUUGGAAAGCCUACUCUAGACCUUGAUAAAAUGAUGGCUCAAAAGUUGGAUGCUGUGAAAGGCCUGACAAGUGGGAUUGCAUAUCUCUUUAAGAAUAAUAAAGUAGUGCAUGUUCAGGGACAUGGAAAGAUUACGGGACCUAGCGAGGUAUCAGUAAUGAAGAGAGAUGGCAGUGAAGAGGUGAUAACGACAAAGAACAUAAUGAUAGCAACUGGCUCUGAAGUUACUCCAUUCCCUGGCAUUGAGAUAGACGAGGAGACGAUUGUGUCAUCCACUGGAGCUCUCUCAUUGAAAAAAGUUCCAGAGAGAAUGCUGAUCAUUGGUGCAGGAGUAAUUGGUCUGGAACUGGGCUCAGUUUGGCAGAGGCUAGGCUCGAAAGUUACUGCAGUCGAAUUUAUGAGCAACGUUGGCGGUGUUGGGAUUGACCUUGAAAUCGCAAAAAAUUUCCAAAGAAGUUUAGGAAAACUCGGAAUGAAGUUCAAGCUGCAACACAAAGUAACAGGUGCAACAAGAACCGAAAAUGGAACCAUAAACGUCAGUAUCGAAAGCGUUAAAGAUGGCUCAAAGAAAGAAGAGAUGGAGUGUGACGUUCUUCUUGUAUGUAUCGGUAGAAGACCUUAUCUUGAUAAUAUUGGCCUCGAGGAACUGGGUAUCGAGAAAGAUGAGAAAGGAAGAGUGAAAACGAAUUCAAGGUUUCAGACAAAUGUACCAUCAGUUUACGCAAUUGGUGACUGUAUUGAUGGUCCCAUGCUGGCACACAAGGCUGAAGAUGAAGGUAUCAUAUGCGUCGAGGGUAUUGCUGGGUCUCCAGUUCACAUAGACUACAACUGUGUUCCCUCAGUCAUUUAUACGCAUCCGGAAGUCGCAUGGGUUGGUAAAAGUGAAGAGCAACUCAAAAGCGAGGGAAUCAAAUACAAAAUUGGGAAAUUCCCCAUGUCUGCGAACAGUCGUGCUAGAACUACAAACGAUGCUGAGGGAAUGGUUAAAGUUCUUGCAGAUAAAGAAACGGAUCGUAUACUGGGAGUGCACAUGAUUGCAUCCACUGCUGGAGAAUUAAUCAACGAAGCUUGUCUCGCCAUGGAAUACGGAGCUUCGGCCGAAGAUGUCGCUCGUGUAUGCCACGCCCAUCCGACCGUGGCAGAAGCACUACGAGAAGCAAACAUAGCUGCAUAUGCUGGGAAGCCAAUUAACUUUUGAAAAAUUGCUUAAGGAAUUAGAUCUCAAUGUUUUGAAUGUUUAUACAGUAAAUAAGUGUUUUUGUUUAUAUCCUUGCAAGAUUUAAAAUUAUUGUGAAAGAUGCGCCCGCUUAAAUGAUGAUUAUUUAAAGCAUUACAGAAUACUUUCUCUCGUUUGUCAUUUUGUUGGUAAAAAAAGAUGCCGUGUGCUAGGUAAUCAUUAUUCAAUGUUCUUCUUUCUCUCUCAAACUUUAUUAUUUAAUUAAAUUCAAGUUGCAGAAAGAAAUUUACAAAGUACCACCACAUGGAGAGUGGAAUAAUGUAGAUGCAUAAAUGGAUAAUUUGUCUGAGGCUAUAAUACAUUGUUGGCAAGUAAUGAGUGAUGUUAUUUUGGCUGCUUGAUUUAGUUGAAUAGAAAUAUUUAGCAGUUUGAAGCAUAGUUGUCAAAAAAAAAAUUUGAGGGCCAUCUCUAUCUGGUGAUAGUGACCCUCAAGAUAAUUACCUAACGCUGGAAUGAAUAAUGAUAAUAUUGUUAAUUUUCA